This is a messenger RNA of Ichthyophthirius multifiliis, 1903 nucleotides long. Its product is annotated as solute carrier family 44 protein member 2, putative. The annotation marks the transcript as partial. Gene Ontology annotation, molecular function: transmembrane transporter activity. Gene Ontology annotation, biological process: transmembrane transport. The record is from RefSeq and is a predicted model, not a curated record. Lineage: Eukaryota; Ciliophora; Oligohymenophorea; Hymenostomatida. The transcript has 9 exons. Gene Ontology annotation, cellular component: membrane.
ACUAAAGAUUUACAACGAAUAAAUCAUGUUUAAUUUUAUGGAUAAUAUUGAAUUCUGUAUUAAUAUAGACUUCGAUUUAUGUAUUUAAAGAUGGUAGACCUUAAAGAUUGUAAAAUGGGUUUGAUUUUAGAGCUGAAUUAUGUGGUUAAGGAAAAUUUGUAGAUAGACCAUAUUUAUAUUAUCCAAAUCCAGCUACUGACAUAAACGUUGCUUUUUGUGUUUAAUAAUGUCCUUAAUCUACAGGUCCUUUAAUAUGUCUUUAUUAAACUAAUGGAAUCCCUUAUAAUUCUGUAUAUUCGAAAUUUUGUUAUGUUUAAAUGUAAUCGAAGCCUGUAGGUAAGUAUUGCAAACCUUAUGAACCUUAAAAUAAAUUGGCUUUAGAUAAUCAUUUAUUAAAAUUUGAUUUAAGAGUCAAAAGAUAUGUUUCUGAUAUAUAUAAUAGCUUAGAUAUGAUUGGUUUAGGAGCAAUUCUAAUUUCUUUUCUCUCAUUUAUUUUUUAUAUUUUUAUUAGGAAUAGUAAUUUAAUUGUAAUUUACAUGUUUUCUAUUUUUAUUUUUAUAAUUGGUUGUUUUGCUGGAUAUUCUUAUUUGUUUUACAGAGAAUAUUAAUUAGAAUUAGCUUAAAAUUGUUUUACUGGUAUUGAUGAGAAAUAAUGUGUGGGAGAUAGAGGAUAUUUAUAUAGGAUAUUUUGUUAUGUAAUAGCUGUAAUUGGAGGUAUUUAUUUGUUAACAUUAAUUAUGAUUGCAAAAAGACUAAGAAAAAUUACUAGUUUUUUUAUUACUGUUUCAUAGGUGGUUGAUAUUUUAACUUAGAUAAAAUUUAUACCAUAUUUGUUACUUUUAGCUGCUAUUUCUAUUGGGGGAUUGAUUUUAAUUAUGGUUCCUCAUGGAUUUACUGUGGCUGAUAUAGUAAUAAUACCAAUAUUGGAAGGAUAGAUAGAUGGAAACAAAGUAAAAACAAUGGAGUUUAGUAAAUUUUCUUAUGCAAUGGCCAUAUAUGAUAUAUUUAUGUUUUUUAUUUGGAUGUUUUUCUUAUUAGGAUUUAGGGAUAUAUAUAUCAGCUAUUGUUUAUGUAUAUGGUUUUUUACAAAAAGAAAAGAUACUGUUAAGAUUCCUAGAUGGGUAGUAUUUAAAUAGAUAUUUAGAUAUCAUUUAGGAAGUGUAGUAAUGUAUUCACUAGUUAGUGCAUGCGUAACAUUUCCAAAGUUAAUUAUGAAAUCAUUUAUUAAAAGUUUAAGUGGACUUCCUUAGUAUUCGAAUACGGUAAGAUAUUUAUAAACAUGUUGUAAGUGUAUGAUUGAUUUCUAUGAAAUUUUCCUAAGAUAUUUUUCUAAGCAUAGUUUAAUUUAAGUAAGUUUGACAAGUCUUGACUUUUACAUAUCUUCUAAAAGAGCUUAUGGUCUUAUGUUUAGAAAUUAGGAUAAAAUUAGUGAUAUGGAUUAAAUGUAAGAAUUUGUUGUAAAUAAUACUAAGUUUUGUAUUGCUUUUGUUUCUGCAUUAUUUGUUUAUGUUUAUUUAAGUUUUUUUGAAUAAACUGUUUUUCUUAAAAAUAAUACUAAAGAGAUUGAAAAUAAAGUUAUUCCUUCAUUAGUUAUGUUUGUUAUUGGUUAUUUUUUUUCUGCUAUAUUUUAAGGCUCUUAUGAUAUAACAUGUAAAUCGUUAAUUUAACUUUAUUUAAUUGAUUAGGAAAUAUUUUUUGGUGAAAAACGUUAUGAUGAAGAGUUUAUAAAUAUAGUGUUUUAAAAUUAUGUAAAAGAUGAUUAGAAUAAAUAUAUAAUAAAAUCAAAAUAAGGUGUUAAAAUAGAUUAAAAUGAAAUAGAAGAACAAAAUUAUAAUGAUGAUGAAAUGAUGAUAAAGAACAAGAUUAGAAUAAUACCAGUGAAAAUUCAGAAGAUAAUUAUAAU